AUGCCUUCCGCCAUCACCGCCAUGCCUGAGCAGCAGUUUAGCUACCCUCCGCUCGGCGAGAUGCUCGAGACGCACCCAUAUGCGCUCCCUGAGCAGCGCGCCUUCCACCAGCUUGCCAACGAGCGCGACUACACCCACGAUGAGCACGAACACGAACACCUCGCCAAUGGGCCCCCAAGAUAUGCGACUCCUCCCCCGAACGCGGAGUACCAGCUUCACGCAACUAUGGCCAGUGAGCUACAAGCUGCGUUGGAUCCGAAGAACGAGCCACCAACAGAGGAACCGGGACGCUCCAAGGCGGUACCGAAGCCGGAUCGUCCGGUGAUGAAGGAUGAUAACGGGCGCUAUGUGUGCAACUGGCCUGGAUGUGAUGAGGCAGUCAAGGAUUUCGGGAGGAAGUGCGAGUGGUCAAAGCACAUGGAUAAGCACGACCGUCCCUAUAAAUGCCCCGUCCCUGGAUGCGCGAAACUCCCAGGCUUCACAUACUCUGGCGGCCUCCUGCGCCACGAACGCGAGGUCCACCACAAACACGGCGGCCCCCGCAAACAGCUUAACUGUCCCCACAUGAACUGCAAGCGCCACCACGGAAAGGGCUUCUCGCGCCAGGAGAACCUGAACGAGCACCUUCGCCGCGUGCACACUGGCACUGAUGGCGCGGAAACUAUCGGCACUGAGGAGUCUGAAGGAGAGGGUGGCAAGCGCAAGCGUGAGAGCGACGAGGAGGUCCGUGAGGAGCUCAAGCGGAUUAAGACUGAAAAUGAGGACCUGAAGCGCCAGGGCGAGGAGAUGAAGCGUCAGAGCGAAGAGAUGAUGCGCCAGAUUCGUGCGCUCCAGGAACAAGCUGGGGCUAUGGCGCAACAACAGAUGGAGGCCCAUGCUCAGCAGCAAGCACAGCAGGCUACGAGAAUGCCAGCCGCGUCAAUGAUGUGA
Pseudogymnoascus destructans is the source of this 930-nucleotide messenger RNA. RefSeq lists its product as uncharacterized. NCBI's taxonomy places the organism in Eukaryota, Fungi, Ascomycota, Leotiomycetes, Thelebolales, Thelebolaceae. The coding region runs from base 1 to 930 and encodes 309 amino acids. Gene Ontology annotation, cellular component: nucleus. The record is from RefSeq and is a predicted model, not a curated record. Gene Ontology annotation, biological process: regulation of transcription by RNA polymerase II. The transcript is spliced from 2 exons.